Molecule: messenger RNA, 1121 nt
Organism: Anopheles stephensi (Asian malaria mosquito)
Lineage: Eukaryota; Metazoa; Arthropoda; Insecta; Diptera; Culicidae
Product: NADH-cytochrome b5 reductase-like
Exons: 1
Coding region: 109-1119 (336 amino acids)
Molecular function (GO): oxidoreductase activity
Source: RefSeq, a predicted model, not a curated record
UUGAAGGAAGCAGCAUGUAAACAAACCCGACCGCUGUCAAACGGUCAGCAUAAAGUUCACGAAUUUGGCGAAAGAAAGCAAAAUUAGUAAACACAUUGGAAGCUUCUAAUGAGCGGCGCAGAUCCAGUGUGCUGUGGUUCCGGCUGUACCAACUGUGUGCUGGAUGUGAAACCCUCGAAACAUACGCUUCCUGCCGACGUGACGAACGUUUUCGAUCGCACGUACAAACCGUUCGUGUGUGAAACAAUCGCUCAGGUUACGGGGAAUGUAUUCCGUUUCCGGUUUCGAUACGUUCCGAGCACGGUCACCGAACGGGAGCGUGUGAUUGUACCACCCGGAUGUCAUUUAAUGCUACGAACGCUUCGAACGCACAAUCCGGACGGCAUCGGAAAUCAUCUACUGAAAGCCUGGCGUGAAGAGGCUUCUUCCGUGCCAAACGAUACCAGUGCGAUUGCAAAGAAACCGAUGCAAAAGUACGACAAAGCUGAAGAUGACCUAUAUUUCAGCCGCCCCUACACACCGAUCGCGUUCGACCAGGAGCAGGGUACGUUCGAGGUGCUGAUAAAGCUGGAACGUGGCGGUGCAAUGUCCAACUAUCUCACUACCCUUUCGGUUGGCUCGCGCACCGAAUGGAAAGGAGUGUACGGCGAUUUGCUAUGGAAACGAAACCAACACCGUAACGUGGUUGCGUUCGUGCAAGGUGUUGCCAUAGCACCGAUCUACAGCACGUUGCGAGCGAUUCUAGACGAUGACGACGAUGAGACCCGGCUGAUGCUUUGCGCAUGCUUUCGCGAUCUUUCGAAUGUGCUUCUACGGGAGGAACUUCACACACUAGCUCGCUAUUGGAACUUCAAAUACGCCAUCUACCUGUCCCGCCGUACCUGUGCUUGUGUGGCAAGUCCGGAAAGCUGUGCGUGCAUUGCGAAACAUCACCUGCGAUACAACGAACCAAUCCACGAUCGACGGCUCGAACCGGAAGAGAUCGAACGGCUGCUCCAGCGACCACUUUCGGACGGGAAGCAAUCACUGCUAGUAUUACUCUGCGGCACGGAACCGUUUACCGCCUUUAUCAAGACUAGUCUACAGAAGUUGGAAAUAGAAAAUUGUUACACUUUCUAGAA